AGAUGCUGUAGUCUGUUUGCUUAUCCUUACUCUAAUUAAGGAAGAAGAUAUAUAAGCAUGAGUUAUAGCAUACUCACAUCUAGUCUAGGAUGCUGUGUCCCAGGUUACCACAAGCUUGGUACAUUAAAGCACUGAGACUUAAUUUAUUAACAACUGUACCUAACAACUGUAAGCUUGACUGACUCAAAGUAUUCUCCUCCUCCUUGCACUGAUGGAAAACAGGACUAACUCCAUCAAAACCAAUGGAUUUACAUCAAUAUACAAUGGUGAAAGUGAGAGAAGUCAGGCCCAUCCCUGCACUGCCAGGUUAUCCACAUACUACUUGUCUAAAUUCCCCCAAACCCAUCCCAGCAUGCACAAGGCCCAGUCAAACCUAGGGUGGAUUCUCAGGGGAUAACCUUUUUGGGUGUUCCGCAGUCUUGGUCAACAAUCUGGUGCAGCUGUUGCCAGGAUAUUAUAUGGGGAUAACCAGCAAAGCUGAAAUUGUAGGAGCAGAUUCAGCUCUGGUUUAUCCUACAGAAGUAAAGAUAGCUUCUCCCCUGAAUUUGGCCCUUAGCCACCAACUGCUCCUAGGACAGCCCAUAGUAAAACAUCGGCUAUUUUACGGUGAUCUGUGCAAUGCACUUCUGAGGAGUCUAAAGGUGCCUCACUAUUGCCCUCCUCACUCAGACACACCCUAGUCCCCCUCCCCCAGCUAUCCUUAAAUUACCCGGGCACAGGCCACCGUGCUGGGGCCUGGGUUCAUUGCAUUCAUUUCAUGCAAACAUCCCAGUGGCGAUUUACAAGUUUCAUUCUAAUUUUUAAGGGCCAGAUCCUGGGCGCCACUGGCGAAAGGCCCCACCUUGGCAGCUCAGCGGGGCGGGGGAGUUCCCAGCAGGGGACGCUGUGCUGCUCCUGCGGGGCCGGGGCCCGCAGCCUCCUCGCUCUUCCCUGCGGGCAACAGGGAUGGGACAGGCCGCUUGAGCUCAGCCAGCGCCGUUCCCACCGGGUACAAAGGAAGUGGGGGGAAGGGUUCGCUCCCUUCCCACGGGUCGCCCCUCAGGAGAGCCGGCGUGAGAGUGCAGCACUCCAGAAUGUUGAAAGGAAUCACUAAUAGUGCAGCACAUGUGUUUACACUUUCGUUGGCUAGAUCUCAGCGCUGCGAACUAGUGGUGACUCUCUCAUCCCUGCAGAAUAAAGUAAAGGAUGGAAGCUUUUUACAGCAAUCUAGUUAUACAACUGAUAUAAAAUCGAAAGUGGAGAACAAAAGAACGGUGGAGAAUCUCUACAGAUUAUCCGUUGAUAUUAAAAAAAUUCGGAGACUAAAGGAGUGGGUCCUCUUUCAGGAUGCAGCCUAUGUUAAAGAAACUGCUCAUACUUUACGAGAAAUGGGAGCUGAUAAGACUGCCAUAGCAAAUAUUUUGGAACGUUGCCCAGAGGCAAUCCUCCGUACCCCAGCAGAGAUAAACUCUCAAAGAGAUCUGUGGCAAUCAGUAUGCCAAAAUGAAAAACAACUGGUCAAAUUAAUAGAACAGUUUCCAGAGUCUUUUUUUACUGUUGAACAUCUUGAGAACCAGAAAUCUAAUGUUCAAUUCUUUCAAGAGUUGGGACUGAAGAAUAAUAUAAUCACCAGGUUCUUCACAAGUGCCCCCGAUAUUUUUUACAAGCCUGUUGAGAAAAACAAACAUAUAGUAGAGACAUUACAGAGAACGUAUCUAAAUUUAGGUGGUUCUAAUGCCAAUAUGAAGAUCUGGCUUCUGAAAUUAUUGAGUCAAAACCCAUUUAUUUUGUUAAAUACCUCCACAGCAGUUCAAGAGAACUUGGAGUUUCUCCAGAAGAAAGAUUUCACUGAUUCUGAAGUUCUGCAACUGCUAUCCAGGCUUAAAGGUUUUAUUUUUAAUCUUAGCCCUAACACUAUGCAGAAGAGCAUGUUUUUUUCCAAAGAUGUUUUUAAGUGCAAUGAUCAAGAAUUAAAAGAGCUAGUGUUGAAAUGCCCCGCUCUCCUCUACAAUUCUGUUCCAAUUCUGGAAGAAAGACUCAAGGGACUGUUGAAGGAAGGAAUUUCUGUAGAUCAGAUUAAAGAGACACCAGUGGUGCUGGAGCUGACAACCCAAAUUGUGCAGUACAGAAUUAAAAAGUUAGCUGCUUUAGGAUACAAUAUAAAAAAUGGAAAUCUAGAAAAUUUGAAUGGAACAAAGAGAGAUUUUGAAGCCACUUAUUGUAGGAUACAAGCAAAGAGAGAGAGACCAAUGUUUAAUCCUGUUGCUCCUUUAGAUUAAUUUGAAUGUCUUUAUUCAAAAAGGGAACUUUAUCCUUUCUUAACCUUAGCCAAUUUGUAGUCUGCUGCAUGAAGUUGUGGCUUUAAUUCAUAGCUCACUAGUACUUUUAAAAAUUGUAUUACAAAAAGUGACCAUAAUAAAAGGUUAGCAAUAUCAUGUAAAUGAUAAUAAGGACUAGGUUUUUAGAUUGUAUCCCAACCACACAAUUUUUAAAGAAGUUUCCCCUAUCAAACUGGCAACCAACUUACCUAGGUCUUUAGCGGUUGGUGUUGCACUGGCCAGUCUAUGAUAAUGCCGAGAGCGAUUAUACUAACCAACAAGAAAAGUUAGCAGCAUGAAUUUUCAAUACUGUUCAUCAGGCAGCAGGUAAGUAAAAGGCUUUCAAAAAGUCCUUUAGGUAACUGCCACUGCAACAAAGAGGCCACUGGAGGUUGAGCCCAAAUUGAAGCUGGCAGUCUGAUGGGGUGGAAGGAGAUUACAAAACUAGAGUCUCCACUGAGAGGAUGUGCAAGGACUAUUUACCAUAUUUAUGUACAAUCAUUACUAUAAGAGGGCCCUGUAAGCAUCUUAGUGUGGUCUCUCAUGGGGUCUCAUCUUCUCCUGAGUGACCUUCCUAGUUUUCUUUCAGUUAGUUCCUGGACCUUCACCUCCAAUUAAGUCCAUCAGCUCUUCACAUUUUGGGUUUGCAGUCUCUUGGCUGUUUUCUUAGAGACAGCCUGAUACUGUUCUUUUCUGCCUCCCUUUCCUUCUCUGUACUCUCCAUUUUUUUCCCUUGUUUCCUCUAUUUGUUGCAGCUGUGGAUGCCUGCUUCCAUGAUUGGCAGCUGCCUGGGGUUCUGAUCAAGCUGCUUGCUUAUAAAUAGGAAAAACCCUCCUCAUCUAUGCUCAGUCUGGGAUUUGUACACCCCAUUACAGGCCCUGAUCUGGUUGGGGACUCUGGGUGCUCAUAUAAUGCAAAUAAAUAACAAAAUUAUUCUAGAGGGUCUCUUUCGAGGUUAUGAAACCUCAAGCUGGCUCCUCUUGCAGGAACUCUCUCUCUCUUUUUUUUUUUUUUUUUUGGCCUUGGCUUCUGUCUCUAAUUCCCCCUUCUCUUCCUUGGACUAGAAAGAGAACAGGAUCAGAAAGGGAAUUAGCUGAGGUAAAGACUGUGCUUCCAGAAGGAAGGAGGCAAAGAAGUCUGAGUGGAAGAGUAUGGUCUUGUGCCUUUUACAGUAGCUGUGGCUCAGGCACAAGUCUUUGCUUUUAAACUGGUGAACAUUAAAAGUGGACAAGAUAUACAAACAGCCACUGCUGUUGUUUCCUAAGCAUAUGGAAAAACUGAUAUUAGAUACCAUGAUGUGGUAACCAUUGAGAAAUGUUGACCUUUUAAUAGCGGCUACUGUAGGUCGUCAUUAGGCUUUCUGGGUGUGAAAGAAAUGGUACAUGACAAAAACAGUCAUUAAAUGUCCCCUGACAAAUUAAAGUUGUCAGGGGUUUCUGCAUAAGCUUUCAUGAGCAAGUGGUCUGUAUAUAUUCCUCCUUGGCAGGCAGGAGAUAAUGCAUGAAAGAGCAGUGAGGUGAGCAACUGCUAAUGGACAUGUUCCAUAUUUAAAAUAUCUGGAAACUCAAACAUUAUAUUCAAACAAGUGUGAUCAAAAAUAUCAAACUGUAAAUUGAUUUGGUAUCAAAUUUCCAUAAGAAAAACUUACUAAAUUCUUGGGGCUCAACAAUGAACCAAAAUUGUUGACUACAAUGGGAGUUUUUGUUGUGCAUGAAAUACAAGAUCAGGUAUGUUCUCUUUGAAGUAACCCUGCUGUACACGUGAACAGUUAUUUUGCUUGUCAUGAGUAUACAUUUCAGAUACAUGAAUACAGUACAAUUGACUGUAACACUUGCUACGUUCGCUAUAUAAUUAAGGACAUGUUGGCAAUAAAUCUGGUUUUUCUUUGUUUCCUCUUAUUUUCUUAGAGGUUUACAACUGCUGAGGAAACUUGGUAUUGGAUUAUUUACUAAGAUAAAUACUUUUUUCCUUGCAAACAACACGCUCAGCACAUAUACUCUUCCUUUUCUGAUCUGUCAAUGAGGUUUGAGGAUGUUGGGAACUAAUCAGUGUUAUGAUAUAGUCCCUAUCUUUCAGUACUCAAGGGACAGGGGGAUUCAUCCUCUAUGCUAAGUAAACUGUAAUUUUGUGAUUGUUAUGCAUUUUCCCCCAGGUACAAAGAGACACUUCAGAUAUCCAAAAGGGUGGCUAUAAUUGGCAAUAUAAUAGGUAACACUGAACCAUUGCAGCACUAAAUAGACAGACGGCCUGUUAGUUAUACCUUUUGAUGAAAAUGGUGGCUCAGAGACAGAGGAAGAAGGGAAUUUCCUGCUGGAAGUUAAAUCAAGAUGUAGCUGACUUCUUAUUUAUAUACUGAUGUAAGAGUGUUUUCCAGUUGCCUGGAGCGCAUUACGCUCAGCCUGCUAUACUGGGCUCAUUUAAUUCUUCAGAAACAUAGUGCAGCUAACUUGAGAGAACUUUGAGGUAAUUGAAUAUGACUGAAGUCUCUUGCUGUUGAAAAAGCAUUUGAUGGUGCCUCUGGGGAUUGUACUUUCAAAAAAAAUUUAAGAAAUGUGGGUACAUUAGUAACUUACUUGAGUUUCUGUCUUUCAGAUUGAAGAGUGUACACAGCAUUAGAUUAACCAAUCAGCAUGAAACUGGUCUGUUACUUCAGCCAGUAAGGAUCACCUCUAAAAAAAAAUAUUACUAAUGUAAUAAUUCUCAUUAUCCUUCUUGAAACCUCAUUUAAUAGGCCCACCCACGUUACUCUAUUGUGCUAUUAUGCUUUCACUUUCCCAAAUAUAAAAAGAAUUUAAAUUGGUUUCCAUUUUUUAUCUCUCCGCAUUUGUCUUCAUUUUUCAGACUGCAAGAUCUGCAGGCAAGGACUGUCUGUGUUUUGAACAAGUGCCAAACAUGCUGACAGUUAUGUUUUGCUACACAGGAUUAAUUUAAUAAUUUUGUUAAAUGGGCUAUCCAAAUUUACUCUCCAGUCCCAUUCCAGUUUGUUUCUGUUUUCAGAUCAAAGGUCUGUUUGGUCCUCAAAUGAAACAUUCCUUCACCCAGCCAGAAAUUCAGAUGAUGUAAAAAUGAUCAUGUAAGAAGUCACACAAGUUCAUAAACAUUUGAAUAUUUACUACACAGCUACAUACUACUAAAUGUGUAGUCCUAAAAACCACCUAUGCCUGUUUUCUGCUAGAGUUGAGUUUUCAACUUUUCCAAAAGUUUCCCCACAAGAAAUCCAGCUUCUGAUAUAGUGUAAAACUUCUAUCCCUCCCUCCUUACUGAAGGUUGGUCCAAUAAAAGAUAUUACAUCAGCCACCUUGUCUCUAACACCCCUCCCUACAACAUUUUCCUCUUUCUCCUGUUACAAUUGAAAACACCACCUUAUUCCCAGUCACACAGGCUCAGCCAGGUGGUCUUCUCAAAUUCCUCCCAGUAGUCUGUACAAAUCUUGCCCCUUUACUCUUUAUUCUGUUUUGAGGAUAUGAUCCUUCCCUCACAGUGCCAACAGCUAAAACCUUAACCAUGAUCUAAUGAACUCCCAUCUUAACUACUGCUCCUCUGACUUCCCCAACACAUCAUAAAACUGAGCCGCCACCAGGAUGUGCACAUCUGAAUAGAGAACCACUUAAUGAUAUUGUUGUAACCCUCAUUCUUUCUUGUCCCCCUUCCCCUCAAAUAACUUAAAAUCAGAGUUUUCCAUCUGUAAGAUCUUUUCAGAACGAGGUACAGAGCUGUAUAGAACUCUGCCCACAAAGCAACAAAGAGCUGUCCAUGCUUUAGCUGCCAUGGACAUCUCUCUCGUGGAACUGAGAAAGUCUCAGUCUCACAGCUCAAGAAUUUUCCACACAUGGAGAGUCACAGAGACAAGCUUAUUUCCUGACUGUAAACUGUUUGGGACAGAGACUUGGGAUUAAGACAUUGGAUUGUGACUCUGGAGAUCAGCGUUCAGUUUCCUGUGCCAUUAGUAUUCAUUGGACCUUGGGGAAAUUCAUUUUCUAUCUCUCUGCUUCAGUUCCCCUGUCUGUUAAAAUAGGAAUAUGUUCUUCCACUAUUUUUCUUGUCUGAACAGUAGGACAGUCCUUGGUGCAUCCUAUCUGUACAUACAGCUGAAAGCACAAUGGAGCUGCAGUCUUUGGGUGGGGUCUUUAAAGCACUCUUUUAAUCAGUGACACUUUUGGGUGAAAUAAUGUAAUAUGGAGACCUCCCAUCCCACCAAGUUAUUCAACUCAUAGGUAGAAUCAUCUCCCCUGUAGUUUUACCUUCCCCACAUCUAGAAAGGAAGCUGUCAGAAGAAGUCAAACUGCAACAAUUUAAUGUUUCACAAGUUCCAAGCAGGACAGAAUUAGAACAGUUUUGAAAAAAGGGUCAGAGUCAUACAUUAAGUGGAAAAUAAAAAUAUGCAGACAGCAUAAGACCAAGUUCUAAACUGAAACCCUAUACUACUUUUAAGCAUUUAGUUACAAGAAUUCAGAAUCACUGAAUAAUACAUUUUGCUCAUAACACAUGCUACAAGAUGGUGGUAGAGUUGUAUAGAUUAUAGCAAGAAACUUCUCAGGCUACACUUAGUUUUCUGCAAGCUUCAUAGUGUCUUAUUUAAAAAAAAACAACAUUUAAAUGGCUUAUCAAAAAGGGUAAGGAGUGUGUGUUUUAAAUUUAACUCUAAAAUCCCCAGAGUUUCCAUAAAGAUUAUUAGUAAGGGUUUUGUUGAACAGUGAAUGUAGUAAUAUUUGUGAACCUUUGUAUUGUUGAUUGUCAUACAACUCUGUGUUAAGGGCUCUGAACUCUCAGAUGAUAAA
This is a messenger RNA of Chelonia mydas (Green sea turtle), 7075 nucleotides long. RefSeq names its product mitochondrial transcription termination factor 2 (gene MTERF2). Gene Ontology annotation, molecular function: double-stranded DNA binding. Bases 1074 to 2258 code for a protein of 394 amino acids. The transcript is spliced from 2 exons. Gene Ontology annotation, cellular component: mitochondrial matrix. NCBI's taxonomy places the organism in Eukaryota, Metazoa, Chordata, Testudines, Cheloniidae. Gene Ontology annotation, biological process: termination of mitochondrial transcription; regulation of DNA-templated transcription. The record is from RefSeq and is a predicted model, not a curated record.